AUGGCAAACAACACCGUAAUUGUCUUCGGACCAACUGGCAAGGUCGCCUCCAUCGCAGCCCAGACUGCUCGGAAGCAUGGCUCAAAGGUCUGGCUUGCGAUGCGCGACCCUUCGAAAUCCAUUCCAGGCCUCAGCGCUGAGGAGGAGAAGCAAGGCGGCUACGAACGAGUUCAGGCAGAUCUCACUAAGCCAGAUACCAUAUCCGCAGCAGUCGUCAAAUCUGGCGCCACUCGCGCGUUCAUUUACCUGGCCCACGGCAUGCCGGAUCACAUGAAGUCGACCGUGGAAGCUUUGAAGCAGUCGGGCGUUAAAUUUGUCGUCUUCCUCAGCAGCUUCACCAUCAAGGAAAGAGAGCUGUCCGAUAUUCCGCCCGACGAUUUUAUUCCUUUCAUCCAUGCACAAGUCGAGAUCAAUCUCGAGAAGAUCUUUGGACCCGAGAACUUCGUCGCUAUCCGCCCAGGCGCUUUCGCAACGAACGCUAUGGCGUUCUGGGGUAGUGGCAUCAAAGCCGGCGAAGUCGAGCUGGUCAGUCCCGAUGCAAAGCAAGACAUGAUCACACCGGACGACAUGGGUCGAGUCUCGGGAACUAUACUUGCCAACGGUCCAAAGGACGGCCAAAGACACGUCUACCUCUUCGGUCCGCAGCUGAUUGCACAAGAGGACGCUCUGUCAAUCAUUCGGAGAAAGGCAUUGGAGAAGGAGAUCAAGGUCACACCAGUCACCGACGAGGCCGAUAUAAGGAAAGUCUGUGAGAAGAUGGGAUUUCCGGCACCAAUGAUUGACUACUGGACCACUAUGAUGAAGCAAUUUCAGGGAAACACAGGCCGGGAGGAUCGUCCAUUGUACGACGAGGGCGUUGAGAAUACGAAGAGGUACACUGGUGUCCCGGCCAUGAAGUUUGAAGAGUGGGUGGAGGCAAAUAAGGAACUCUUCAACUCUUGA
Messenger RNA from Lecanosticta acicola, 942 nucleotides. Lineage: Eukaryota; Fungi; Ascomycota; Dothideomycetes; Mycosphaerellales; Mycosphaerellaceae. The record is from the annotation of a GenBank genome assembly.